Solea senegalensis (Senegalese sole) is the source of this 855-nucleotide messenger RNA. RefSeq names its product exosome component 5 (gene exosc5). The transcript has 6 exons. NCBI's taxonomy places the organism in Eukaryota, Metazoa, Chordata, Actinopteri, Pleuronectiformes, Soleidae. Gene Ontology annotation, cellular component: nuclear exosome (RNase complex); nucleolus; cytoplasmic exosome (RNase complex). The record is from RefSeq and is a predicted model, not a curated record. Gene Ontology annotation, biological process: nuclear mRNA surveillance; U4 snRNA 3'-end processing; poly(A)-dependent snoRNA 3'-end processing. The coding region runs from base 39 to 698 and encodes 219 amino acids.
GCGGCGAGUCCUCAUUUCCGCUCCACGGCGGCGGUGUGAUGGAGGCGUGCAACACUUCAGAUGUGACUCUGAGAGCGUUUGGCUGUGAACACAACUUACUUUCUCGACCCGAUGGUUCAGCGUCUUUCGUCCAAGGAGACACGAGUGUGUAUGCUGCAGUGUACGGACCAGCUGAGGUCAAAGUCAGCAAAGAGAUCUAUGACCGGGCGACAUUGGAGGUGUUGAUACAGCCUAAAGUGGGAUUACCAAGUGUAAGGGAGCGAUCGCAGGAGCAGUGUGUGCGAGAAACCUGCGAGGCAUCUCUGCUCCUGUCACUUCACCCUCGCUCCUCCCUCACCCUCGUUCUUCAGGUGUUGCACGAUGAUGGCUCGCUCUUGUCUUGCUUUUUGAACGCAGCCUGUAUGGCGCUCAUGGAUGCCGGUCUGCCUAUGAGCUGCCUCUUCUGUGGAGUGACGUGUGCCAUCAGUGCAGACGGUCAGAUCAUCACAGACCCCACUGCUGCUCAGGAAAAGGAAAGUCGAGCUUUGAUGACCUUUGCAGUUGACAGCAGAGAACGCAAAGUACUGAUGUCGACAACCAAAGGAUCAUUUUCAGUCCACGAGCUGCAGCAGUGCAUAGCAGUCAGCCAGAAAGCAUCAGAGAAGAUGUUCCAGUUUUACCGGGACUCUGUCAAACGGCGAUACUCCAAAAACCUCUGAUUAUGAAUGAGCUUUUUCUAUUUUCUUUUUUUCCACUGAUGUUGUAAUAAAAUAUUUACCUCAGACCACCUUUUUGCGUCAACUGAGCCGGUGAUUUCACAGGACACGCGACAUUUGAAAUAAAAGAGCCAAGAAAUAAAGAUGAAAGUCAAACAAG